Dissoconium aciculare CBS 342.82 is the source of this 2577-nucleotide messenger RNA. RefSeq lists its product as uncharacterized. The annotation marks the transcript as partial. The record is from RefSeq and is a predicted model, not a curated record. The transcript has 5 exons. Lineage: Eukaryota; Fungi; Ascomycota; Dothideomycetes; Mycosphaerellales; Dissoconiaceae.
AGCAUCGCGGAAAAAAUUCCCAAUAACUCCAUUGUGGUGGAGCUGGGGUCCGGCAAUUUGAGAAAGGUGAAGUUACUCCUGGAUGCGUUGGACAACGCAGGAAAGAGCAUUGUCUACUAUGCUUUGGAUCUUAUGCACUCCGAACUGGAGCGCACGUUAGAAGCUGUGCCGGUGGGUACGUUCGAGCACGUGAAGUGCUUCGGCUUGCACGGGACCUACGAUGACGGCCUCGAAUGGCUGAAAAAGCCGGAGAACCGCAGGAAGCCGAAACUCAUCAUGUCUCUGGGCAGCAGCAUCGGCAACUUCACCCGCGAGGAAGCGGUAGGAUUCUUGUCAAAAUUCAUCGAGAUUCUGUCUCCUCGCGAUGGGUUUCUCAUCGCGAUCGAUGCGUGCCUGGACGGUGCAAAAGUCCACAAAGCGUACAAUGACAGCAUCGGAACCACCCACAACUUCACCCUGAACGGCUUGGAGCAUGCGAACAAGCUGCUUGGCCGUGAGGCGUUCAGCCGUGAUGCAUGGGAAGCAGUCGGCGAGUACGAUGCCGCGGGAAACCGGCAUCGCGCAUUUGUCAAGCCAAUACUCGAUGGAGUGGAGGUGGAGGGAGUUCCAUUCCAGCGUGGCGAAAUGGUGCGCAUCGAGGAAUCUUACAAAUAUUCCCACGAACAGUCUUCGACUCUGUUCGCAUCGGCCGGCGUCAUCGAAUCGGCCGUCUGGAGAAAUGAAAAAGCCGAUUAUGGCCUACAUCUCCUUGCGAAAUCGAAGAAAAUGUUUUCACGAAAGCCCGAGAAUUACGCUCAGCAUCCUGUCCCGACCCUGGACGAGUUUGAAGAAUUAUGGGCGUCAUGGGACAACGUCACGACAGGAAUGGUCCCCAACGAUGAGCUUACGAACAAGCCUAUUCACUUGCGCAAUGCAAUAAUAUUCUACCUGGGACAUAUCCCCACGUUCCUUGACAUCAAGCUCGUCGAAGUUCUCAAGCUUCAACCGAUCGAGCCGAAAUAUUUCCAGAAGAUCUUCGAACGAGGUAUCGAUCCGGACGUCGAUGACCCGUCACAAUGCCAUGCCCAUUCGGAGAUCCCUUCCGACUGGCCUUCCUUUCAGGUUGUAUUGGAAUACCAAGAGCGUGUGCGACAGCGUGUGAUUGACCUAUACGCAUCUGGCCGUCCAUACGACGAUCAACUCACCGGUCGAGCCCUGUGGUUGGGCUUCGAGCAUGAGGUCAUGCACCUGGAGACAUUGAUCUACAUCCUCGUCCAGAGCGAUCGCACGCUUCCGCCCAUCGGAGUUCCACGGCCGGAGUUCGAGCAGCUUGCUGUGCAGGCCAAGAAGGAAGAAGUCCCAAACGCGUGGUUUGACAUCCCCGCGCAAACCUUUGAGAUCGGUAUCGAUGACCCUGACAAUGCCGAGGGUCCAACGAGGUACUUCGGAUGGGAUGUCGAAAAGCCGAAGAAAGCCAUCUCGGUGCCUGCUUUCAAAGCCCAGGGCCGCGCAAUCACCAAUGAGGAAUAUGCUCGUUAUCUGCUUGCCACGAAGAACGAUACGAUCCCUAAGUCAUGGGCGAACGCAGCAACUAAUCCAAGAGCGAGCGGCCUUGUGAAUGGUCACACCAAUGGCCAAACGGAUGACCAAAGCAAUGGAGAUUCAGCCUUCGAGCAGUUCAUCGCUACAAAGGUAGUUCGAACUGUGUACGGCCCGAUUGCUCUAACUUACGCCCUCAGCUGGCCCGUUGCAGCCUCAUACAACGAGCUGGACGGUUGUGCGCAUUAUCUCGGUGGUCGCAUUCCAACCGCGGAAGAAACGUGGAGCAUAUACGAAUAUGCGGAGAGAGUCGACUCCAUUCUAGCCAAAACCAUUGGAAAGAAGAUUCCAGCAGUGAACGGUCAUCUCAUCAAUGAAGGUGUGCAGGAGACACCGCCAACCAACACCUCCACAAACGGUGCUGUCGGAGGACCAGACGCAAAGGAACUGUACGUCAACCUCGAUGAGGCAAACGUCGGUUUCGUGAACUGGACCCCGACUCCCAUCACCGCGCACGGCGACAAGCUCGCUGGACGUUGCGGUAUGGGCGGACUCUGGGAGUGGACAAGCUCUCCUCUCGAGAAGCGCGAAGGGUUUGAGCCGAUGAACUUGUAUCCCAACUACAGCGCGGACUUUUACGAUGGAAAACACAACAUCGUCCUCGGCGGUUCUUGGGCCACUCACCCUCGCUUUGCUGGGCGAAAAUCAGUUGUGAAUUGGUACCAACGCAAGUACCCGUACGCCUUCAUCGGAGCGCGGUUGGUGAAGGAUAUCUAGGAUCUUCCAACCAGCAAUGUUAGCAAAGAUGUAUACUUAGGUAGGCAUCAAUAUUCACUCAUUCACUACACAUCACAACCUAGCGCUAUAUGGAUCUGAAAAGGUAUGACGUGUCACAUUUCUUGUGCACCUGGGCAGUGAAAUGUGUUUUGGGUUUCCGCGGAAGCUAAAAUUGACAACACCCAUGAAUGUAGCGGAUCACUCCUGCCGUGUUUCAGCCUUCGUUGUUGUUACUGCUACAAUGUAAUUCAGCAUCAAUUGCAAGAUAAUGACAACCUUGGA